Messenger RNA from Prorocentrum cordatum, 939 nucleotides. Lineage: Eukaryota; Dinophyceae; Prorocentrales; Prorocentraceae. The record is from the annotation of a GenBank genome assembly.
AUGGCGCAGCCCCCAGGACAGAAACACGUGGUCGUAGGCGCGGUUGACUCUGAGCCCCCAGGUGAAAAGGAUGCAUCUGGUGACACUGGGAGCGAGAUCAAGGUAGAAAGUGCAACCACUGACGACCCUCCGGGGAGAGUCAAGAAGGACGAUAAGGCUGACGAAAGCAAGAAGGAUAAGGAUGGCAAGGAUGAAAAGUUGAAGAAGGAUAAGAAGGACAAGUCACAUAAGAAAGACGCUAAGGAGAAGAAGGAUAAGAAGAGCAGUGCAGAAAAGCUGGAGAAGAAAAAGCAGCUACUUGCUUUGGGGGAGGACGCCCCGAAGGGCCAUGCUGCCUAUGGCAGGGUUCAUUUUAGCGCUCCCAAGAACAAGUUCUUCUUCACCCAGGGAGCACCGCCGAACAAGAUAGAGGUGGCGGUGAGCGUGAGCAUGGCCAACGGCAGCGAGGCCAUGGCGGGCAGGAUCGCCCGCCUCUGCUACGUGCGGCUGGUGGACCACGGCGCCAGCAAGGAGGAGCUGGUACAGUACAGGGACGACCUGCUGAAGUUGUCCAGGAAAAUCCCCGUCGGCCCGCCGCUGGCGCAACCCUCGGGGGAAGGCGCCGCCGCGGCUGGCGGCGGCGCGCCCGGCGAGGGCGACGCCGCGAAGAGCGCCCGGAAGCAGCCGAGGCCGACGGGCGAGGCGGCGGCUGCCACCGGCGACGGCGCGCCCGGCGACGGCGGCGCCGUGAAGAGCCCCCAAAGCGGAAGAGGCCUGCGGCCGAGGCGGGCCCCGACGGCUGCGCCGCGGCGGGCGCCGGCACGCCUGGCGAGGGCGGCGCUGCGGGGGGCCCGCAGAAGCGGAAGCGGGGCGAGAGGGAGAAGGCGCCCCCCGGACCGGCGGGGAGCGCUGCGCCCGGCGAGCGCCCCCCCGCGGAGGCGGCUCCCACGGGAGGCGUGA